Molecule: messenger RNA, 1704 nt
Organism: Hirsutella rhossiliensis
Lineage: Eukaryota; Fungi; Ascomycota; Sordariomycetes; Hypocreales; Ophiocordycipitaceae
Product: reverse transcriptase (RNA-dependent DNA polymerase) domain-containing protein
Exons: 9
Coding region: 1-1704 (567 amino acids)
Source: RefSeq, a predicted model, not a curated record
AUGCAGAACCACAGCUUCGAACGCCUUUCCAGCUGCUUCAUCAACCAGCCUGACAUCACGUUUCUCAAGGCAUACGGCUGCAGAGCCUAUCCCUUGACACCCCAGGCCCUUCAGAACAGACAGAAGAAGGACCUAAAGACCGACCCUCACACAGAAAUCGGUUAUCUCGUUGGAUAUGAUUCCACGAACAUUUUCAGGAUCUGGAUUCCGUCCACAUCAGAAGUCCGAAGGGUCCGAGAUGUGACCUUCAAUGAAAGCAUCUUCUAUGACGGAAAUGAUCAGCCACCAGAACCUAUCCGCCGCGCGUGGAAGUACAGCUUCCAGCCCACAUCGAGGACGAACCAAGGAGACGCCACCACGAUUGUGGUACAACCCGAACCAUCUGAUCAUGAGGACUCGGAUGAUCAGGAUGAGUUUCAUGACAUUCAGCACCCAUAUCCGACACCGGACCCCGCCUCGCAAGCUCAGUGCUUUUCGACCAACACUAAGGGUCAAUUCCACAGCUCUUUCUUUCUCGGCAGAGAAGAAAAACUUCACAGACGACACCUUCCUCCCGAACCUACGACGUAUAAGGAACUUCGCACCCACAGAUUUGGUCCUCAGUUCAGAGAAGGAGCCCACGCCGAGUGGAAAGCACUCCAACAGAGAGGAACCUUCAGAGCGGUCCCCAGAGACCAGGUCACGGGCAAGCUUUUGCCACUUACCUGGGUCUUUAAGUAUAAGUUCGACAAGCAUGGCUUUCUUACAAAGUUCAAAGCCCGUCUUUGUGUUCGAGGAGAUCUUCAACAGCUAGGUGACAAGGACACCUAUGCAGCAACCCUUGCAGGACGUUCUUUCCGGAUUCUCAUGGCCAUCACCGCCAAAUUCGACCUUGAGACCCGACAGCUCGACGCAGUUAAUGCCUUCACAAACGCCCUCUUAGAAGACGAGGAGGAGGUCUAUAAGGAACUCACUGCUGCAUUCAGAGAGCUUGGUCUUACACAGUGUCCCGACAGAACCUGCAUCUUCCAGAACGACUGGCUCACUGUUUUCUUCUUCGUUGACGAUAUUGUUUUCCUCUAUCGCAAGGAAAACGAGGACGCAGCUGAUGAGAUGGUUGCAGCCCUCAAGAGGAAGUACGCGAUGACAGACCAAGGGAAUUACAAUGGUUCCUUGGUAUCAGAGUCCUGCGUGACAGACCCAACAGGAAGCUUUGGCUAUGCCAAGACUCCUACAUUGAAAGGAUGGUUCAACGGGCAGGCUUCUCCAGACCAAAUUCAGCUAUACCAGAGCAAAGUUGGAUCACUGAACUACGCCGCAGCUAUCACCCGCUCGGACAUAGCCAAGCCAGCGUCUAAACUAGCUGAAUUCCUCAACAACCCUUCCGAGCAUCACUCCAAGCUCGCAGACCAUCUGAUCGAGUACCUUUACGCCACUAGGUAUCUCGCCAUCCAGUUUCAGGAAAACCCUGCCUCGACGAGGAUCGCAUCCGACGCUGCUUUCGCUGAUAAUAAAGAGACUCGCAAGUCAUCCCAGGGUUCAAUCCUUACCCUCUUCGGUGGCCCUAUUGCUUGGAAAGCCGCCCUUCGUCACGUUGACAUCCACACCUGUUGGGCUAGGCAGAUGAUUGCAGACGGCCUCACCAAAGCUCUGCCAGGCCAGAAAUUUGCUACUUUCGUCAAACAACUCGGUCUCGUCGAUAUCUCUACGUUGCUAGGGAUCUAG